Cuscuta europaea is the source of this 356-nucleotide messenger RNA. Lineage: Eukaryota; Viridiplantae; Streptophyta; Magnoliopsida; Solanales; Convolvulaceae. The record is from the annotation of a GenBank genome assembly.
AGAGCCCAGAUGGUGAUAUCAUUGAUUGCAUCCAUAUUUCUCACCAACCAGCUUUUGAUCAUCAUCAUAUCAAGAACCACACAAUUCAGAUGAGGCCAAGUUACCAUCCAGAAGGGCUGUUUAAGGAUGGAGAGGUAAGCACAGAAAAGGAGGGUGGGAAUGAUGAGUCAAACCUUAUUCCUCAGCUUUGGCAUUUGAAUGGGAGGUGUCCAGAAGGAACAAUUCCAGUUAGAAGGACAAAAAAAGAAGACCUUUUGAGAGUGAGCUCUAUGAAGAGCUACGGAAAAAAGAUGCUGAAAGGUGUUCCUAAACCCAGGUCUGCUGAACCUGAUUUCAUUUCCCAGAAUGGACACCAG